CUCUUCUCUGCUCAGUAAUCUCUAGCUCAUCAUGUCAGACGCUGGCUCUGAAGACUUCGACGAAGAGCAAGGCUCUCUGGGGGAGUAUGAGGGAGACAGAAAUGAAGCUGGAGAGAGACAUGGACAGGGCAAAGCUGUCCUGCCGAAGGGAGACACUUACCAAGGAGCUUAUGAAAACGGCAAGAGAUGUGGCCAGGGGACAUAUAAGUUCAAGAAAGGGGCCAGAUACAUUGGAGAAUGGUACAUGAAUUUAAAACAUGGACAGGGUAUAUUUUAUUACCCAGAUGGCUCCAAAUAUGAAGGAAGCUGGGUGGAUGACCAGCGGCAGGGUCAGGGUGUUUACACAUACCCCAAUGGAGACACAUAUGAUGGUGAAUGGCUGCACCAUGAAAGACAUGGGCAGGGUACAUAUACACAUCACGAAACUGGGUCUCAGUACAUGGGCACAUGGGUCAUGGGAAAGAUGGAGUCCACCGGGGAGCUGAUCCAUCUGAACCACAGAUAUCAGGGCAACUUUGUCAAUAAUAAUCCCUCUGGUCCAGGGAAGUAUGUGUUUGACAUUGGCUGUGAGCAGCAUGGAGAGUAUUUCCAGUUAGAGCCGUGUUUUGCUGGUAUAUAG
Messenger RNA from Sinocyclocheilus anshuiensis, 619 nucleotides. RefSeq names its product radial spoke head 1 homolog. The record is from RefSeq and is a predicted model, not a curated record. Gene Ontology annotation, biological process: axoneme assembly; spermatid development. NCBI's taxonomy places the organism in Eukaryota, Metazoa, Chordata, Actinopteri, Cypriniformes, Cyprinidae. Gene Ontology annotation, cellular component: nucleus; motile cilium. The transcript has 7 exons. The coding region runs from base 32 to 619 and encodes 195 amino acids.